GCGUACAGACACUCAAAAUGCGCGUCCCUUCCCGUGAGGGUUUUGGAAAACUGAAACUAGACGCCGACAAGAGGAAGAAAUGGAGAAGAAGAGCAAAGUACUGAUAAUUGGAGCAACUGGAAAUUUAGGAUAUCAUUUGGCACAGUUUAGCAUCAAAUUCAAUCACCCAACUUUUAUUCUUGUUAGGGACUCUGCUUUCAAUGACCCUGUCAAACUACAAAAACUAAAUUCCCUUUCUGAUGCUGGUGCCACAGUCCUCAAGGGUUGUUUGGAGGAUGCGGAGAAUCUAGUUGAGGCAUUGAAGCUAGUGGAUGUGGUGAUAUGUUCAAUUCCAUCCAAACAGGUUCUUGAUCAGAGGCUUCUUAUCAAAGCUAUCAAAGAAGCUGGAUGCAUCGAGAAGUUCAUUCCAUCUGAAUUUGGAGCAGAUCCAGAUAAAGUCCAAAUAUCCGACAUGGAUCAAAACUUUUAUUCAAUGAAAUCUGAGAUUCGACAUCUUAUAGAAGCUGAAGACAUUCCCUAUACUUACAUCUGCUGCAACCUCCUCAUGAGUUAUUUACUUCCAUCACUAAUUCAACCUGGUUUAAAGACUCCACCCAGGGACAAGGUCACAGUGUUUGGAAAUGGGAAUGUUAAAGGUGUCUUUGUGAAGGUGGAAGAUGUUGCUGCCUUCACCAUUUGUGCAAUAGAUGAUCCACGUACAUUGAACAAGGUGUUGUAUUUGAGGCCUUCAGGAAAUGUCUAUUCAUUAAAUGAGCUGGUUGAGAUCUGGGAGUCUAAGAUUGGGAAAAAGCUUGACAGGAUUUAUGUACCAGAAGACCAACUUCUUAAAAAAAUCAAAGAGACUCCAUAUCCAGACAACAUGACUCUGGUCUUUAUAUACUCUGUCUUUGUAAAAGGAGAUCACACAUACUUUGAUAUCGAGUCUUCUGGAGGGGUAGAUGGGACGCAACUAUAUCCACAUAUAAAAUACACUACAAUCAGUGAGUACUUGGAGACCUUAGUGUAAGAAUGGAGUGAUUUUGACUUCGAUCUUCUUCAUCUCCAUGCUACCUCAUUGAUUUAUGAGACUGUUGACUGACGUAACAUGUUUUGUCUGAAGCUGAUUGAAAUGUUAAGAAGAAACAUUUGCAGAAGGGGAAUUUGCUAAUUUGUGUUGGUAGAGCUCAUAUAAUGCACUAUUUGUAUAACGCAUAGAAUGCUUGAACUGAGUUGUUACCCAUAAGUAUUUGUCUUUUGAAAUAAAGGCCUAAUCAACCUUCAUAAUAA
Messenger RNA from Hevea brasiliensis (rubber tree), 1266 nucleotides. RefSeq names its product probable pinoresinol-lariciresinol reductase 3. The transcript is spliced from 5 exons. The coding region runs from base 80 to 1006 and encodes 308 amino acids. NCBI's taxonomy places the organism in Eukaryota, Viridiplantae, Streptophyta, Magnoliopsida, Malpighiales, Euphorbiaceae. The record is from RefSeq and is a predicted model, not a curated record. Gene Ontology annotation, molecular function: oxidoreductase activity.